Penicillium taxi is the source of this 705-nucleotide messenger RNA. RefSeq lists its product as uncharacterized. The transcript has a single exon. NCBI's taxonomy places the organism in Eukaryota, Fungi, Ascomycota, Eurotiomycetes, Eurotiales, Aspergillaceae. Gene Ontology annotation, molecular function: GTPase activity; microtubule binding; GTP binding. The coding region runs from base 1 to 705 and encodes 234 amino acids. The record is from RefSeq and is a predicted model, not a curated record. Gene Ontology annotation, cellular component: membrane; cytoplasm; microtubule.
AUGUCUGGCUUGCCCGAGGUAGAUACUGCCCUCAAUCAACUGCAAUUUGAGCAAGGCUCUCUUCUUGACAAGAUAGACGAGCUUCGGGCAAUUGGAGUCGGUGGACUUGUUGGAUUGCCGCAGCUCAUAGUCUGCGGUAAUCAAUCCAGCGGUAAAAGCUCUGUUCUUCAGGCCAUUUCUCGCGUGCGUUUCCCAGUGAAGAGCAAUGUCUGCACUCGAUUCCCAACAGAAGUCAUCCUCCGUCGCCACCCAGAGUCCCGAUUCAAAGUGUCCAUCGAGCCUGGGUCAUCUCGGACAAGUGAAGAAGCUCGUCAGGCGAUUCAAACAUUUGCACCAGCCGGGGUCACUAAUAGUGAUCAGUUGGAGUCCCUGAUUGAGAAGGCCAAAGAAUGUAUGGGAAUAACCGACGAAGGAUUUAGCGAUGACAUUUUGAAAGUGGAAAUACUGGGACCUGAUCAGCCCGAAUUAACACUCGUCGAUCUUCUAGGUCUCUACAUAUCUCAUAGCACAUCUCAGGAUGAGAAAGGAAUUGAGAUUGUUCAUGACAUCACCAAACGUUAUAUGAGUAAUCAACGCAGUAUCAUUCUGGCUGUAGUUUCGGCGAAGAAUGACUAUCAUAUCCAGAGAGUGUUGGCCAGCUUCAAUGGAAACGAGAGCAAAAGAUAUUUUUACAGGUCCACCUGCUCUUCUAGGUCCGAAGAAUGA